AUGUCGCAAGGAGGGGAUACGCCGGAGACGCCUUGCGCCGAUACUGAAGAAGACGCUUCGGAUGCCACAGAGGCAUCGAAAGGUUGCGCUGGCUACAGAUGCGAAGAACGAGUUAAUGCAAGUUCGGUGGAAUCUCUUGCGUCCGUAGUUGUCUCCGCCGGACGAAAACGAAGGGUGCCGCAAGGAAUAACCACGAACCAGCAGGUUCGCGCCAGCCAAGUCGGCAAAAAACUUAGUUCGGUAUACUUGAAGCCACGGCAAGUACAACGCGUCAGCAGGCUGAGCAACCGGACGUUCUCUCAAAAAACGUUCGCUAGGGUAAAGGUCGUUCGACGACUUCUGGCAGUACGGCCAAAGUACAGCAGGGAUGUACCAGAUUUAAAGGAGCAUCGCAGGCAAAGCGUCGAAGGCUGUCUCAGGGCGGGCAACAACUCAAAAGCAAGGCGAGAUAAAGCGCCGUCAAAAAAUGGUCGGCGUCAAGUCGUCGACCGAGGUUCUCCAGCGCCGGCGAAGCAGCGAACGCGCAGUGUGUCGAAGACUGUGGCUGCAAAGAAAUCAGCUCUAAGCAGGACAUGCAGUGUAUCUAACAAAAAGGCAUCGAAGAACCAUGUCAUCACAAGCACUGGCAUCAUCGGACCCGAAGUGCAGUUUCAUUCACUGGGAGCGUCGUGGGACGAAACGCCUUUCGGUGGGCCCGUUGGACUUGUUGCGCUCGUGCAACCGUCUGCUGCCGCAAAGGGCGGAGGUCGACUGCUUCACAACUGCGACUCAACUGAUCCCCAGGGGAUAAUGACGACGUCGGCUACCGUCCCUGGUUCCAGUGAGAUCGCAUGUACCGUAACGGAAGACCCGCCCAGUCGGGGUACAGUCGAGCGUGUUUCUGUGAAAGUGGAGCCGAAGCCCGUCGCGAUGGAAACGGCGGUGUUUAAGGAUCCUGUAGUGGAAAGCGGUGGUGUUCGUUCAAAUUGUGCUACGCAGUCUGCAAGUAAUGACGCCCAACCUUCCCAGCUCAGACAGUCCGCCGACGAGGAGCCUCCGUCGCAGUCCAACGAAUUUAUUAAUUCCUACUUCGGAAAGUCGAUCUACUGA
Messenger RNA from Dermacentor silvarum, 1089 nucleotides. RefSeq lists its product as uncharacterized. NCBI's taxonomy places the organism in Eukaryota, Metazoa, Arthropoda, Arachnida, Ixodida, Ixodidae. Bases 1 to 1089 code for a protein of 362 amino acids. The record is from RefSeq and is a predicted model, not a curated record. The transcript has 3 exons.